This is a messenger RNA of Vombatus ursinus (common wombat), 6674 nucleotides long. It is a transcript of the gene MYO7B, whose product is annotated as myosin VIIB. Gene Ontology annotation, cellular component: myosin complex; cytoskeleton. Gene Ontology annotation, molecular function: ATP binding; cytoskeletal motor activity; protein binding. The transcript is spliced from 47 exons. NCBI's taxonomy places the organism in Eukaryota, Metazoa, Chordata, Mammalia, Diprotodontia, Vombatidae. The record is from RefSeq and is a predicted model, not a curated record. Bases 1 to 6456 code for a protein of 2151 amino acids.
AUGGCAGUUUUCAGACAGGGUGAUCAUGUGUGGGUGGAUUUGUCUUCCAACAAUGUCCCCAUUGGUGCAGUUGUGAAGGAUAACACUAACCCUAAUAAAAUCUUGGUAGAAGAUGAUGAGGGAAAGGAACGCUGGAUUGAAGCUCGGGACUUCAAAUGCCUCCAACUCAUGAACCUCAGUUCAGCUCAGGGGAUGGAAGACAUGAUACUCCUGGGGGACCUGAAUGAAGCUAGUAUGGUGCACAACCUUCUCAUCCGCUACCAGAAGCACAAAAUCUAUACUUACAUAGGUACGAUCUUGGUGGCUGUGAACCCCUAUCAGGUGCUGCCCAUCUACACUAUGGACCAGAUCCAGCUGUACUACAACCGGAGGGUAGGAGAACUGCCCCCUCACGUCUUUGCUAUCGCAGACAGCUGCUAUUUCAAUAUGAAGAAAAACAAGAGAGACCAGUGCUGCGUUAUCAGCGGUGAGUCAGGAGCUGGGAAGACAGAAACGACCAAACUGAUACUUCAAUUCUUAGCCAUCAUUAGCGGCCAGCAUUCUUCGAUUGAGCAGCAGGUCCUGGAAGCCAACCCCAUUCUGGAAGCCUUUGGCAAUGCCAAGACAGUUCGAAAUGACAACUCAAGCCGCUUUGGAAAAUACAUUGAAAUCCACUUCAACAAAAAUGGAGUGAUUGAAGGAGCCCAAAUAGAACAUUUCCUUCUAGAGAAGUCCCGGGUCUGCCGGCAGGCCCCAGAAGAGAGGAACUACCACAUCUUUUACUGCAUGUUAAUGGGGAUGAAUGAGGAGCAAAAGAAGCUGCUGAGUUUGGGGACAAUCUCAGAAUACAACUACCUCACCAUGGGUCACUGCACAUCCUGUGAGGGUCGCAAUGAUGUCAAGGAUUAUGCCUCCCUUCGCUCUGCUAUGAAGGUUCUUAUGUUCUCUGAUUCUGAAAACUGGGAUAUUAGCAAAUUAUUGGCAGCUAUUCUUCACCUGGGUAACGUGGAAUUUUCAGCUGCUAUUUCUGACAAUCUGGACUGCUCUGAUGUCAUUGAAACCCCACACUUCCUGGCUGCAGUUAAGUUACUGGAGGUGAAGGCUAUGGACCUCCAGACGUGUUUGACCAAUCACUACAUCAUCGUCCGCGGGGAAGGCGUCUUCCGACCACUGAACAUACUCCAGUCCAGCGACCGACGAGAUGCUUUGGUCAAGGGAAUUUAUGGGCAUCUCUUCCUAUGGAUAGUCAAGAAGAUCAAUGCUGCAAUCUUCAAGGAACCCUCCAAAGACCCUCAGGAUGUGCGCAGGUCCAUUGGCCUCCUGGACAUAUUUGGCUUUGAAAACUUUCAUACAAAUAGCUUUGAGCAACUGUGCAUCAAUUUUGCCAAUGAGCAUCUCCAACAAUUCUUUGUCUGCCAUGUCUUCAAAAUGGAGCAGGAAGAGUACCAUGCAGAGAACAUUGCCUGGAACUACAUUCAUUUCAAUGACAAUCGACUCACUUUGGACCUACUAGCUCUCAAACCAAUGAACAUCAUCUCAUUGAUGGAUGAGGAGAGCAAAUUCCCUAAGGGCACAGAGGUCACCAUGUUACAAAAAAUGAACCAUCUCCAUAGCAAUAACAAAAUAUAUGUGGCGCCCAAGAACAUUCACGACAUGAAAUUUGGCAUUGUUCAUUUUGCUGGUUUGGUUCAUUAUAAGACCGAAGGUUUCUUGGAGAAGAAUCGUGAUGUUCUGAGUACUGAUAUCAUCAAACUGGUAUAUUCAUCUCAAAAUAAGUUUCUGAACCAAAUUUUCCAGUUGGAACCUUCCCAGAUCAAGCUACGCCAUGGGACCAUCCGUCUGUCUAGGUCUUCAGACUCACUCUCUAAGAAUGCUGAUGCCACCAAACGCCCCUCUACACUAGCAAGCCAGUUCAAGCAGUCCCUGGAUCAACUGAUGAAAAUCUUGAACAAUUGCCAACCCUACUUUAUCCGCUGCAUCAAACCCAAUGAGUUUAAGAAACCACUGCUCUUUGAUCGGGAGCUGUGUAUCCAGCAGCUACGUUACUCUGGCAUGAUGGAGACUGUGGCGAUAAGGAAAUCAGGCUAUCCCAUCCGCUACACCUUUGAAGAUUUCUUGCAGAGGUACAAGACGCUCCUGCCUGGGGCUGCUCGAGUGGAGCUGCAGGACAAACCUCGUCAGGCCAGUCUGCGCAUCUUAGAAAUCUGGCUAGGGAAAGAUGAAAACUGGAAAAUUGGGAAGACCAAAAUCUUCCUAAAGGAUUACCAAGAUACUCUGUUGGAGAUGCAGAGGAGCCAGGCAUUGCAUAAAUAUGCUGUCACCAUACAGAAAGCCAUACGGGGAUACAAGUACAGAAAAGAAUUUCUGAGUCAGAAGCGAGCAGCUGUGGCCCUUCAGGCAACGUGGAGAGGUUAUACUUGCAGAAGAAAUUACAAGAUGAUCCUUUUGGGCUUUGAGCGGCUACAGGCUAUCAUUCGAAGGGGCCAAUUGACAAAACAAUAUAAUGCCAUGCGGGCCAAAGUUAUCCGGUUCCAGGCCCUUUGCCGAGGCUAUCUGAUUCGCCAGAAGGUUGCAGAGAAGAAACGGGCAGUGGUGAUCAUCCAAGCACAUGCAAGGGGAAUGAUUGCCCGCCAGAACCUCAAGAGGAGAAGAAUAGAGCACCAGAACAGAGCUGAGGCAGAGUAUCUUCAGCUGGAGGAGAAGGAACGUCUGAUGCUGAUUCUCAGGUCGAAGAAGGCAAAGGAAAAUGCCAGUAAGCUCCAAGAGGAACAUCUGGCUGCCCUAGAGAAAGAAGAGAAAGAGAAGAACCAAAUGGCCCAACCAACCAAGAAGCGUGACUCAAUCUAUGACCCUAUCAAUGAUACUGAAAUGGUUGAGGAAGUAUUUGGCUUCCUCCCAAUGAUCAUAGGUGGCCAGAAAGGCCAGGCACCACAGGGAUUUGAGGAUUUGGAAACAACCACUCAGAAGUUGACUGAGGUAGACUUGGACACCAUCCCUAUGUCAGUGGAGUCUGAGGAAGACAUGGAUGACCUGGAUGAGUAUACUUUCCCCAAAUUUGCUGCUACCUACUUCCAGAAGGCUGCUACUCACACACACAUUCGCCGGCCCCUCCGCCACCCAUUGCUCUACCAUGAAGAGGAUGAAGACUUCAGGAUUGCGCUAGUUAUAUGGAAGAUUAUCCUGCGAUUCAUGGGUGAAUUCCCUGAGCCACAGCUAUUUGCCAGGAACAGCAACCCCCAGGGCACAUCGGUAACAAGACAAAUCCGAGACAUUCUCGGUAAGAAGAAUAAUGCCCGGUUUCUGGUGGUCAGUGUGCCAGAGAAGGUAGCAGGCAAGCUGAGCAGCGGAGAAGAGGCCUUUGAGGAAGAAAGUCCUAUCACAGAACGACCUAUGUCCAAUCUGGAAAAGGUCCACUUCAUCAUCAGAAAUGGCAUCCAACAGCCCAACAUCAGAGAUGAGAUUUACUGCCAAAUCUGCAAGCAGCUGUCUGAGAACUACAACAAGAACAGUUUUGCAAGAGGGUGGAUUCUACUGUGUCUUUGCCUCGGCUGCUUCCCCCCUUCAGAGAAGUUUAUGAAGUACCUGCUAAACUUCAUCAACAAAGGCCCACCAGGCUACAGAUCCUUCUGUUCAGAGAGACUGAGGCGUACCUAUGCCAAUGGAGUGAGGACUGAGCCUCCCAACUCGCUAGAGCUCCAGGCAGUCAAGUCCAAGACUCGUAUUCCUUUCAACGUCACCCUGAUGACUGGGGAAAGCCUGACGAUUACAGCCGACUCUGCCUCUUCCUCCAGGGAAGUCUGCCAGCAUAUAGCUGAUAAACUACAGCUGAAGGAUCUCUUUGGGUUUUCCAUCUAUAUUGCCAUAUAUGACAAGGUCUGGUCAUUAGGUGGAGGGCGUGACCAUUUGAUGGAUGCCAUCUGCCAGUGUGAGCAACUGACCAAGGAGAAGGGUGAGAAUGAACGCCAGUCCCCUUGGCGCUUCUUCUUCAGAAAAGAAAUCUUCACUCCAUGGCAUGAUUUCAAGCAGGAUCCUGUCAGCACAGAACUCAUUUAUCACCAGAUUAUCCGAGGAUUCCGGUUUGGAGAGUACCGCUUGGAGAAGGAGGAGGACCUGGUGGAGGUGGUAGCCAAGCACUGCUACAUUGAGUUUGGGAGCUUCAUCCAGAGUAGUGAUAUCCAGAAGACCCUUCCUAUCUGCAUCCCUGCGAAGGUGCUCAAGACAAAGUCACAGGAACAGUGGGUCAACCUCGUGACUGCAGCCUGUGCAAAGGCUCCCUACAUCCAAAAUCGCUCCUCUCCACUAUUAGUAAAGGAACAAAUUUUGACUGUGGUUUGUUUUCAGUGGCCUCUGCUAUUCUCCAAGUUUUUUGAAGUUACCAAAAUUUCAGGGCCCAACCUGCACAAGACUCAACUGAUUUUGGCCAUCAACUGGAAAGGCAUCUGCUUCCUCGACAAAUCAGAGAAUAAACUUUUGGAGCUGACUUUCCCUGAGGUUACUGGCAUAGUCACCAACAGGACACCCCUGGUAUUUAAGCAGAAUUUCACCCUGUCCACCCUGAAUACAGAGGAGUAUGUGUUUACCUCCAGCGAGAGCGUGGCUAUUGCUGAGCUAGUGGCCAUGUUCCUGGAGGGUCUGAAGAAGAGAUCGAUGUAUGCCAUGGCCUUAAGAGAUAAGAAAUCCACAGAUGACCCAACCAUCCUGAUGUAUAAAAGAGGAGACUUGUUGAUCCUGACCGAAGGUGAAGGGCUAGUGCCCAAUGACAACUGGAUCUUGGCCCAGAAUGAUAGGACGGGCAAGGUGGGAGCAGUAUCCAUUGAAAGCAUCUAUAUCAUCCCCACCGUGGUGAAGCCUACCCCCAAGAUGAUGAGUCUGUUGGCAAUGUCCCCUGAGGAUCGGAAGCUGGCCACCCAGAACGCACAGCCACAAGAACAUGAAGAAGAAGACUCUAAGGAAAAGCCAUUCACACUAGAGGAAUAUUCCUAUGAAUACUUCAGGCCCCCUGAAAAGGAGACUGUCAACAAAGUCAUGUUCCCCAAUACACGGGGUAAGAGCCAGCUGUGGGAGCAUUCCUGGGAGCCCCUCAAACAACCACUACUGAAGAGAGUCCAUGCCAAUGUGGACCUUCGAGACAUCGCCUGCCAGACCUUUGCUGAUAUCCUUUCUUACAUGGGAGACUACCCAUCCAAGCAGGCCAGGGAUCCCAUGGAGCUCACUGAUCAGAUCUUUGCAGCUGCCAUCCAGGAGGCCAUAUUGAGAGAUGAAGUAUACUGCCAGAUCAUGAAGCAACUGACGAACAACACUAACAGCUACAGCUUAGAGCGCGGCUGGCAACUUCUCUGGCUCUGCACUGGCCUCUUCCCGCCCAGUAAAACACUGCUGCCACACACCCAGAAGUUCAUCGAGUCAAGGAGGAAGAAGCAGCACAUUGCACCUGAUUGCAGCAGAAGGAUUCAAAAGGUGAUGAGGACUGGCCCCCGGAAGUAUCCUCCUCACCACGUAGAAGUGGAGGCCAUUCAACAAAACAUCACCAAGAUCUGCCACAAGGUUUACUUCCCCAAUGACACAGAUGAGAUCUUUGAAGUUGGGGCCAACACGAAGGUUCAGGACCUGUGUCAGAACAUCAGCACUCACCUGCAGCUGAACUCCUGGGAGGGCUGUAGCCUGUUUGUCAAGAUUUCAGACAAGGUCAUCAGCCAAAAUGAAAAAGACUUCUUCUUUGAUUCCUUAAGGCAGGUGUCUGACUGGAUAAGAAAGACCAAGCCCACAAGAGAAGGGGCAGCAGUAACCCUGUAUUACCAUGUGUACUUCAUGAGAAAACUCUGGUUGAAUGUCUCCCCUGGGAAAGACUUGAAUGCUGACACCAUCCUUCACUAUCAUCAGGAACUGCCCAAAUACCUGCGUGGAUUCCACAAGUGCACCAGGGAGGAUGCCAUCCAGCUUGCAGGCCUCAUUUACAAGGUCCAGUUUGACAAUGACAGGUCCCAGACAGCCACUGUCUCCAGGAUCCUGAAGGAAUUGGUACCUGAGAACAUGAUCCAACUGAUGUCUUCAGAGGAAUGGAAAAAGAACAUCUCUGCUGCUUACAGUAGGUAUGAAGAGAAGACAGUGGAUGAAGCCAAGGUGGCCUUCCUGAAGCUGAUUUACCGGUGGCCCACCUUUGGCUCAGCCUUCUUCGAGGUGAAGCAAAGCUCAGAGCCCACUUACCCAGAGAUCAUCCUCAUUGCCAUCAACAAGCAUGGACUGCAGCUCAUUCACCCCAAGACCAAGGAGCUCCUAAAAACCUACCCCUUUACAAAAAUCUCCAGCUGGAGCAGUGGUAGCACCUACUUCCACCUGGUGCUUGGGAACCUCGUGAGGGGGAAUCGGCUGCUGUGUGAGACGUCCCUGGGCUAUAAGAUGGAUGACCUACUGACAUCCUAUGUGCAGCUGCUCCUAAGCACAGUGAACAAACAGAAGAGCCUCCAAACCUUAGACUGAGGUGGGACAUCGGCUGAGGUCACAACUACCCAUCCACCUGCCGAAUGGACAGGAACUCUCAUCUCCACAGAGAAAGCCAAGGCUGCCACCUGUUUCGCCUCUCCCUUCUCCAGUUUCCUCAUCCUGGAAUGGACUGACCUCAUCCAGAGCAUUAGCUAGGAAUUUCUGCACCAGGGCAAGCAACACGAAAGUGAAGCAUGUCCUUAGUUUGGGAUUGA